Schistosoma curassoni is the source of this 2054-nucleotide messenger RNA. The record is from the annotation of a GenBank genome assembly. NCBI's taxonomy places the organism in Eukaryota, Metazoa, Platyhelminthes, Trematoda, Strigeidida, Schistosomatidae.
CUUUGGCGGGCUAUCAAUGUUAUCUCAUUGGGUCAAUGAUGUUUUGGGCGAAUUAUCACAGAGAUUGGGCAAGAUAGCUGACAUUUGGAAUGCCAUGGGUUUAGAAGGAGAAAAUUUGCGACUGCGAAUUCAUUCUCUGUCUUCUCAUUUGUUCUUAAUGUUGGAUGAAAUGUAUAGUGAAGAAAUCUUAGCGAAGCAGUCUAUCAUUGACUCAAUCAAGGAAUUAAAGGUUCAUUCUGGUUUUAUCAAUCCUCAUUAUAUUGCACAGGUAAAAAUUAAAGAACUCGAGUCAGAGCUUGGGUUAACCAACAAUAUUUCUGAAACAUCAUCGCUUGUAAUGACUGAAAAACUGUUUUACGAUCAUUUUAAAGCACUCACUGAAAAGUCCUCUUCAAUUCUUCAGACAUACAAUUUGCUUAAAGAAGAGGAGAAAGAUUUGUGCGCGCGGCUUGAUGAACCUUCUGUUCCUGAGACAUUCAUACACGUCCCAAAUACUGAACAAAUUAAAAUCUUAAAAGAAAACAUUGAUCAUCUAACGCUUGAAAAACGUUCUCGUUCUCUUCGUUUGUCUAGACUAAUUCAAGAAAUUAAAAACUUAAGAGAUCUCCUGCAGCAAAAGACUAUCGAUGACGAGGAAAUAAUAACCCUAAUCACUGCUCCUAAUCCUAUGGAGAAUUUAUCAUUAUCAAAAAAUUUUCUUGACCACGUUACUAAAUUAAGAAACAGUUUAGCACAGGAGUUUGUCAAGUUAGAUGAUGAUUGUCAAAGAAUCAUUAAAGAAAUCAUGCAUAUAGCAGGUCGUCUUGAUAUUGAUAAUGGUGUGAAUAUUCAGCAACCGGUAUCUUCUCGCUUUUUACAACAUCUGAAAGAAGAACUCAAUCGUCUGAAAAAAUUGCAACUAAGAAGUUUAGCGUCUAUUAUUUCAAAGUGUCAAGCUGAGUUAGUCGUAUGGUGGGAAAAUUGCCUUGUUGGUCGAGAUGUUCGUCAAUCAUAUUUAAUUUCUGAAGGCCAAGAGUUAAACGAGUCACUACUUAUAUCGCUUGAAUCUGAAAUAACAAAAUGGAAAUCAUUUUACUUGGAAAAUGAACCACUCUUCAAGGCAAUCGAAACGUGGCAGUGCAUAUUAUCGCGUCUUCGAAUGUCAGAGGAAAAAAUGAAAGAUCCUUCCGUUUUAAAAAACCGAGGCGGGAUUUUGUUGGUUAUUGAUAAAGAAAUUAAACAAUUAAAGCGUGAUCUCAGUCGUCAGUAUUCUAUCUUAAAAGAACUUUCUAUGAAUUACCCAAAUGUAACAGUUCAUGGAUUAUCAAUUCUUGAUUACUUGGAUUUCUCCGAACAUCAAUGUAGAAUAGAAAAAGAAAAUCAAAAUCCAGGAAAUCUAUCUAGUUCCUUUAUUAAAGUUGGAAAUAGUGCUAAGAGAGCUUUUGAUGCGAAUAAGUCAACUCUACUUACUCCAAUAAGUGGAAAGAAACCGCGUACAGAUUUAUUAAAUUCCACUAUAGCAGCAUUCAGUAGCAAUUCCAAAUUAAAUGCCAUGCAAUCGCCACUUUUGGCUUGUUCUAGUAUGGCUUCAUUACAUGGAAUUGGUUCUACAGAUUCUUUGUCAUCAGUUCACACGCCUAUAACAAAGGCCAAAUCUUCAGUUCAAACUCCAGUCACUUCCUGUGUUUCGUCGUCGAGUUCACCUCAGAAAAAAAUUGCCUCAACUAUAUCUACAAAACGUCGAAGUGCAAGACUGAGUGGAAAGAAAGUCUGCUCAACACUACGUGUUUUACAGGUGAAAAAUAUACAAAACAAUAGUGAUAAUUCUUUCCUUUCUCCUCUCUCUACGGCACCUAGAUCUGCUGUGAAAUCUUCACGUACUGUAAAUAACACGCCGGCACCAUCUUUGAAAAAUAGAAUACAGAGAGCUCCAUUCCGUACUUGAAUUUCAUUUAAAGUAUUUAGUUAUGUAUUCUCGUUUGUACAAAAUCAUAAUUAUUUUUCAUAUUCACUUUUCAUGAUUGUGUAUAUACGCGUAUGUUAAUCCAUAAAACACUGUUAAAUUGUUUACUUUA